UUCUAUCUUGUCAUUUGAAGGUUAAAAGUUGCUUGUAGUGAACGUGUGCAUGCUAAAAUUUAACAAUAUUUUUUGUUAUAUUAUACAUUCUAAGUAAUCAAAAACCAAAACUAUGCCUGCAGCAGAUGAAGUGAAAUCUAGUUGGGCAGAUGAGGUGGAAUUGGAAGGCGGCGCCUUACCAGCCUCGACAGAGGUUUAUGAGAAUGGUUACAAGAUUGUGACAGAUUAUAGUUACAAUGACGACGAUAAGAAAAUUAAAAUCGUUCGCACUUACAAAAUCGAGACACGUAAAGUUUCCAAAUCGAUAGCUGUACGCAAAACUUGGAAAAAAUUCGGAGAGUCUGCUAAUGAUAAGCCUGGGCCAAACCCACAUACAACCAUUGUUGCAGAAGAUGUUUAUAUGCAGUUCAUCACCAGCAAGGAGGAGGAUAAUAAACAGGAAGAUGAAGGACUUGAUAAGUUGAAAGCCAUGGGUGACAAGAAUGUUGUCAAAUGCCGAACUUGUAACGGAGACCAUUGGACUUCCAAGUGUCCUUGGAAAGACACCAUGUUGGCUGGUGGUAAAGUACCUGACGAUAAAAAAGCCCCAGCUCCCGGCGGAGGCCCCACAGGAUUACCCAGUGGCGAGGCCAACAAACCUGGCGGUUCAAAAUAUGUCCCUCCAAGUUUGAGAGACGGCGCUGUCAAGAGAACUGAUGGUCCCAACAUGGGUAGAAGAGACGAUAAUUAUGCUGCCAUCAGAAUAGCUAAUCUCAGCGACUCUACCACGGAAACAGACUUGGAGGAGCUCGUAAAACCUUUUGGACCCAUUCAGAAGCUCUAUCUGGCGAAAGAUAAGCAGACAGGCCUGUGCAAAGGCUUCGCUUACAUCCACUUCAAGUUUAGGAACGAUGCAGCCAAGGCCAUUCCCAUGCUCAAUGGACACGGUUAUGAUCAUCUCAUUCUCACCGUUGAUUGGUCUAAGCCUUUGCCAAAUUCGAAUCAGUAAUUUUUCUGUGAUGUAAAAUGACGCAGGGGACGAAUAAAGUGUAUAAUGAAAACAUCUAGCUGUUGAGUUUGUUUUUCUGGUGGUCGACUUCGGAAGCCUUAGUCUUAAAAACUCUACUUUCUAUAAAAAAAAAUAAAUUAAGGAAAAUUAAUAUCCUAACAUCUUUGAGUAUGUUAUUUUUUAUUAGGAAAUUAUGAUUUUUUAGAUAUUGAUCUUUUUGUUUUUAUGUAACUAGUUAUUGUGGACGAUUUUGUCAGUUGAAAUUUUCAUUGAAGAUCUCAUUCUGUGAACAUUCAUUGGUAAUUUUCGAUCCCUUCCAGGGAUUAUCCGUCUUCCUGUAAAGAACUGGUUAACUGAGAUUAAAACAAUGUUUGGAUUCCUUCACAAGAGAAGGAACUUGGGACGAAAGUUGAACCACUAAAGUGCUUGAAGUGCAAAGAAAUUAGGAAAUGCACAAAAUUCCCAUUAAUGAAUGUUUUCCUAAAUUUGAGGGAUUUCAUUGAACAAACAUAAUUAGGAACACAAUUAAUGUUCCAUCAACUUUUCCCAGUAGUGUUUACACAUGAAUAUGCAGCAGGCAAUGAUAUUUUUUGUUAUAAUCUCUAUGAAUGAUUAAUAAAUUUUUAUCACUUACAGUGGACAUUAUGAGGCAUAUUGCAGACAAAACAUUUUUUUCGCUUCCGGCAGUCUGACUUGUCUAUUAGUUUCAAGUCUCCCGAAAAGACUGCAGCAUAAUGAGCCUGAUCAUUUCUUUCAUAACAUCCAUUUUAGAAAUCUUGUUCCCUGUUCAGGUCUCUUGGGUUGUUCAUAUAUUGUUUGCCUCUUGUGAUCCAAAGUCUCACAUUCACAGCUCUAUUUUGUUCAGGCGUCCCCUUGAUGUGAGUACCCCUAUAAUUUUUCUGAGCCGAUCCCCGUUAUGUAUGAGCAGUUCUUUGGUUCUCUUCUAGCACAGCCCCUUUUAUGAAGGAUUUCUCAUGUCUUUUUCCAGUACUAUAUGUUUCUUAUAGACACGUUUCCAAUCUUGUUCUGUACCAAUGAUGUUGGUACCAAACCAGCUGAUUCAUGGCCUAUAUAUGGAGUUGAGGAUCCGUAUCUGGCUUUUUCGUAGACACCCGUACACGGGCAAGUGACAAAAAUAUAAUGCUUCAUGAGUAUCAUCUCAAUUUUGCCAAAAUUCACUCUUCAUUUGUAAAGGUGCUGCUUAUCCGAAACUUUACCAUUCAUGAUGUAACUCUAAACUAAAUAAUGAAUAGUGGUCCUUGAAUAUGUCAAUGACUGAUGUAGUUUAGUAUUCAUCAUACCCUAGGAAGGUAUUGUAUGACGCUGCCGUUUAGUGAAAUCAAUUUUUAUCAAGUAUUUAACACGGCUUUUCAUCUAAAAUUAGCCAAGUUAAUCUUUGGGUUACAAUUCUGAGGUUUCCCAAGUCGACCAACAAAGUCACGGACAGUGAACAUUUUGAAUAAAGAAAUGUGAAUAAA
Leptinotarsa decemlineata (Colorado potato beetle) is the source of this 2466-nucleotide messenger RNA. RefSeq names its product eukaryotic translation initiation factor 3 subunit g1 (gene eIF3g1). Gene Ontology annotation, cellular component: cytoplasm; eukaryotic translation initiation factor 3 complex. Gene Ontology annotation, molecular function: translation initiation factor activity; RNA binding. The record is from RefSeq and is a predicted model, not a curated record. Lineage: Eukaryota; Metazoa; Arthropoda; Insecta; Coleoptera; Chrysomelidae.